UUACCUAAAUCUUAAAAAAAUAUUUUUUUCAGUUAUUAGAUUCGUCAGAAUCUGGUGUUACUGCUAAUCACCAAGAAAUAAACAAUAUUAAUGUCGAACCAGAAAUGGACACCCUGAUAGACCAAAAUGUCAAGGUCCUGUACAUAGAGCCUAUAGCUCCUAACGAUCCCGAUGUAGUUGAAUUUGUUCCUGCGAGUAAGUUUAACAUUGAAACCAACAAUGUUGAGAUUAUUUACCGACCCAUAGAAGAGAAUAUUAGUCUUUCAAUCAACAUUGCUUCUGAUGACCUCAACAAAGACAUUGAUUUGGAUUUUUUUGACAAAGAAGUUAUUAAUUCAAAUGAAGAGUUCCUUCUUGAAAAUGAAACUACGGAUGUCGCUGAAAUUAUUUCAAAUGAAGUUCCAUCAAGAGCUUUCAGAGAAACAAGUACUGAAAAGGGGGUGAUGCUGGAAAAUAAAAAUGUGGUUGAAAAGGGUACCGAAGAAAUUUCCAGUACUUCACAAUUAACUACUAAUACUGACAAGGACUACAUUCCAGAAGAUAUUGAAAAUUGAAGUGUAUCAUCUGUAUCAUCAAUAGAUGUAGAAACACAGAAAACAAAUCGUUCUAGAAAACGCAAAAGAAAUGAAAAUAAUUGGAAGCAAAAUCAAGUCAAGAAAAAUAAAAAUGAGGGUAAGUCAUAUAUAAGUUCAAAAGGACGGACUAUUCCGGAAAAAAAGAUGGGCCCUACUUGUGAAGAAAAAUGUAAGUACAACUGCUCAAUUAAAAUAAGGGAAGAUCAGAGAAACCAACUCUUCCGAAUGUAUUGGGAAUUGGGAGAUGUCACGAAGCAAAGAUCUUUUAUUUCAUAUAAUACCAAAGAAAUAAAACCAAAAUACAGAUCGUCUACAAAUAAUUAUAGAUCGCUUAAUAGAGACUUUUUUUUAAAUUUUCCUAUUGAUGGGAACAAAGACAGGGUGUGUAAGAAGUUUUUUAUGAAAACUUUAGGUAUAUGAGAUAGAACCGUUAGGACUGCUUUUGCAAAAACUGAUUUUAAUGGAAUAGUAAAGGGUGACAAUAGGGAAAAGCACGAUAGACAUAGAGUGGUUGAUCUUAAAAUCAAAGAGUCCAUUAGAGAUCAUAUUAACUCAAUUGACAGGGUCCCUUCUCAUUACUGCAGAGCUGAUAGUAAGCGAGAAUAUAUAUUUGAUGAUAUUACAUUAAGUGAGCUAUAUCGAAUGUAUGUUAAUUGUUGUGAAGCUACAAACAUACUUCCUGGAACAAAGUCACUUUAUUCUAAUAUUUUCAACAACGAAUUCAACAUAGGAUUUCAACAGCCAAAAAAGGAUCAAUGUCAGCUCUGCAUGCGAUUUAAUAAUAGCACAGAGGAGCAGAAAGAAACGUAUGAACGACACCAACUCCAAAAAACUUUGUCUAGGGAAGAGAAAAACAACGACACAGAGACCACAAAGACUGACAAAAACACCAAAGUAUUUUGUUUCGAUCUAGAAGCUGUUUUACUCACCCCCACUUCAUCUCUUCGAUCCACAAAAAGGACAGUAAGAAAGAGUGUUCAAAUUAUAGAGGUAUAUCGGUAACGAGUAUAUUUAACCGACAAUAUGGGAAAAUUUUGAGGGACCUAA
Sitophilus oryzae (rice weevil) is the source of this 1622-nucleotide messenger RNA. RefSeq lists its product as uncharacterized. Bases 105 to 554 code for a protein of 149 amino acids. The record is from RefSeq and is a predicted model, not a curated record. The transcript has 3 exons. NCBI's taxonomy places the organism in Eukaryota, Metazoa, Arthropoda, Insecta, Coleoptera, Curculionidae.